UCCAUUUGCUCACCAAAAGAGAAGGUAAGCCCCUACUUGAGUAAUAUGUAUUGAGGUCUUUUUUUGUCUGCCACCAAAGACAGUCAUGUGAGAAUACCUAGCAACUCUCCACUCUGGCACAUGCACUGCACACACAGAAAAACACUGCAAAUCCGCUGCCUCCUUCCCUCCUCCCUAAACCCCCCUUCUCUCAGCAUUUCUAUCCCCGCCUCCUCUUAUCCACAUUUUCCAGCCGACUGCUGGAGCUGACUUCCGCAAUCCUGAUGGAAUAAAUCUGGCACCCCCAGUCAUCUGCCCACACUCGCUGCCGAAACCAUUCCAGACAACAGAUUCCCAUCAGCAGGAUGUGGGGACUCAAGGUUCUGCUGCUACCCGUGGUGACCUUUGCUCUGUACCCUGAGGAGAUAUUGGAUACCCAGUGGGAGCUAUGGAAGAAGACCCACAGCAAGCAGUAUAAUAGCAAGGUGGAUGAAAUCUCCCGGCGUUUAAUUUGGGAAAAAAACCUGAAGUAUAUUUCCAUCCAUAACCUUGAGGCAUCUCUUGGUGUCCAUACAUAUGAACUAGCCAUGAACCACUUGGGGGAUAUGACCAAUGAAGAGGUGGUUCAGAAGAUGACUGGACUCAAAGUACCCCCUUCUCAUUCCCACAGUAAUGACACUCUUUAUAUCCCAGACUGGGAAGGCAGAGCCCCAGACUCUAUUGACUAUCGAAAGAAAGGAUAUGUUACUCCUGUCAAAAACCAGGGUCAGUGUGGUUCCUGUUGGGCUUUUAGCUCUGUGGGUGCCCUGGAGGGCCAACUCAAGAAGAAAACUGGCAAACUCUUAAAUCUGAGUCCCCAGAACCUGGUGGAUUGUGUGUCUGAGAAUGAUGGCUGUGGAGGGGGCUACAUGACCAAUGCCUUCCAAUACGUGCAGAAGAAUCGGGGCAUUGACUCUGAGGAUGCCUACCCAUAUGUGGGAGAGGAUGAAAGUUGUAUGUACAACCCAACAGGCAAGGCAGCUAAAUGCAGAGGGUACAGAGAGAUUCCUCAGGGGAACGAGAAAGCCCUGAAGAGGGCAGUGGCCAAAGUGGGACCCGUCUCUGUGGCCAUUGAUGCAAGCCUAACCUCCUUCCAUUUUUAUAGCAAAGGUGUAUAUUAUGAUGAAAGCUGCAAUAGUGAUAAUCUGAACCAUGCAGUUUUGGCAGUGGGAUAUGGAAUCCAGAAGGGAAACAAACACUGGAUAAUUAAAAACAGCUGGGGAGAAACCUGGGGAAACAAAGGCUACAUCCUCAUGGCUCGGAAUAAGAACAAUGCCUGUGGCAUUGCCAACCUGGCCAGCUUCCCUAAGAUGUAAUUCCAGCCAGCCAACCCUGUCCUGCUAUUCCAUUCCUUCUGUGAUGGUGCAAUGUAAUGAUGUACUUUGGAAGGAAGUUAAGGUGCCAUUCUUGAAGCAGAUGUGGUAGUACUGAAACUUUCUCUUCAGUUUCCCCAUUUGUUUGUACUGCAAGUGAUCCCUGCUACUUUCCUCCUCUCCAUUCAAGUCCUUUUUCAUCAUGGCCACAGCAGCAAUUUCCCUGACAGAUGUGCACUCUUAGGCUAAGAGAUGUGACCACAGCCUGCCCCUGUGGGUUGUCCUGGAGCUGAUGCUGUCCAGACAGAGGCUAGAGGUCUUCAUGUAGGCUAGAUUCUCAUUCACUAGGAUUAGUGAGCUUUAACCACCCUAGAGGACUAGGGUGACCUGACUUCUCACUUUCCAAAUUCCCUUCUUCUGUCUCCUCAAGGUAGAAAUUUCUAUAUUUUCCACAAUUCAUAAAUCUAUUCAUAAGUCUUUGGUACAAGUUUACAUGAUAUAAGACAUGCGUUUUCUUUUCGCUUCUUUGCAUUUUUGAAAUAAAGUAUUUAUCUUUUGCCUACAAUUUAAUAAAUAGUAUUUAGUACACAUUCA
This is a messenger RNA of Propithecus coquereli (Coquerel's sifaka), 1925 nucleotides long. RefSeq names its product cathepsin K (gene CTSK). Gene Ontology annotation, molecular function: cysteine-type endopeptidase activity. Gene Ontology annotation, biological process: immune response. The coding region runs from base 345 to 1334 and encodes 329 amino acids. NCBI's taxonomy places the organism in Eukaryota, Metazoa, Chordata, Mammalia, Primates, Indriidae. Gene Ontology annotation, cellular component: lysosome. The record is from RefSeq and is a predicted model, not a curated record. The transcript is spliced from 8 exons.